AUGGCUUCGAGCGAUGAAAAUAUGCGGCCUAAAGCAAUAUUUACAUAUCAAGAUCCAAGAAUAAUGAGAGCAAUCAAGCUUGUGUUUCCAUUGACUGUGCAUCGGCUAUGUGGAUGGCAUCUGGAGAAACAUAGGAUACAAUACAUGAGAGCAAUGUACAAGAAAUAUCCUGAUUUGAACGCAGUUUAUAGGAGUUGUAUUUAUGGUUCUAAUACACUAGUUGAAUUUGAGGAGCGUUGGAAGAGCAUGGCAGGUGGUGCUGGUGGAGCUGAUGGUGGAACUACUGGAGCUAGUGGAGAUGGUGGUGGACCUGCUGCAGUUGUUGGAGCUGGUGGAGCAGGUGGAGAAGGUGGAUCUGUUGGUGGAACUGGUGGGGCAGGUGGAACUGCUGGAGUUGUUGGAGCUGGUGGUGCUGCUGGAGUUGGUGGAGCUACUGGUGGACUUGCUGGAGCUACUAGAGCUGGUGGAGAAGGUGGAGCUGCUGGUGGAACUGGUGGGGCAGGUGGAGCUGCUAGACCAAGUGCUGCAGGUGGACCAGGUAGAGCUGCUGCUGCUGCAGGUGGAGCAGGUGUAGCAGGUGGAGCUGGUAGAGCUCUAUGA
Telopea speciosissima is the source of this 600-nucleotide messenger RNA. RefSeq names its product PE-PGRS family protein PE_PGRS47-like. The record is from RefSeq and is a predicted model, not a curated record. Lineage: Eukaryota; Viridiplantae; Streptophyta; Magnoliopsida; Proteales; Proteaceae. The transcript is spliced from 2 exons. Gene Ontology annotation, biological process: regulation of DNA-templated transcription. The coding region runs from base 1 to 600 and encodes 199 amino acids.